AUUCACUGCAGUCGCUUGUGGCUGGCGGCGUGUGACGGCCUCUGAGUGUCAGGCGCAUCGCUGCAGCGUCGUCACGUAGCUGCAGCAGAGGUACUGUAUGGAGGUGGCAAAACGAACGAAGCAUUUCCGCCCGUGAGUGGAGACACUAGGCACAGUGUGAGGAAAGGUGAUUAAUAAUCCUGUCUCCGUGUGAAGGAUCUUUAUUAAUGUUUUCCGCAAUGAAACCUCUUCAGCUAAUAAACAAAAACUUCAAAAUGCUAGGAUGCAUUCUGCUCCAACAGGGACCCGUUCCAGCUUUCCUGUCUACAUCCUGCCUUUCCCUUAGCAGGAAGAAAAAAGUAAAUGGUUAUGAGCACGUUGACCAAGAGAAAUAUGCAAAUUUGUUGAGGAUGGUCACAACUUCCAAGGCCAGUUCUCGGACACCAGAGGGGAUAUUUGAAGAAGACGGUUUCUUGUAUGGCAAAGUGGUGAAGUCAAAAGUUCCAUCCCAAGAAUCGGAACCUAAGGUCCCCCAGAACCGUGUUUCGCUGAACAACCCUAACAAAGUUUUGGCGCCUGUGGAGAACACAGAUCCCAGCAUACCAAUACAUAUUAGUCUACCAUCCAGGAGUCAAAUGACAAACGACAGACUGCCAAGUGUCACCCGAAUCCUACAGCAGACCAUGCCGAUGGAGCAGGCAUUUUACUUAGAAAGGUGGAAACAGAGAAUGAUAAUGGAACUGGGGGAAGAAGGGUUUAUAGAGUACACAGCAGCUAUCUUCUCCCAGGGAAAGAUGUUUCAUGCAAGGCUGGAGUAUCUGCUUUUGUCUGGAGAUGAGUUUACCCGGAAGCAGGAAGAAACCAAAGAGCUGUCUGGGUAUCUGGCCAGUGUGGAACAUGUCCUGUCUGACGUUGCAGAAAUAAAGACUCUGGAAAGUGCUGUUGUGCACUCUGAGCUGAAUUAUUUGGGAUUUGUUGACUGUGUGGCUCAGUAUAGGGAGAAGCUGUGCUUGAUAGACUGGAAAACCUCUGAAAAGCAGAAACCACAAUUAAAGAACACAUUUGACAAUCCUCUACAAGUUGCAGCAUAUAUAGGCGCUAUAAAUCAUGACCGUAAUUAUAACUUCCAAGUUGAUUGUGGACUCAUAGUAGUGGUUUAUAAAGACGGAUCCCCUGCACAUGCACAUUUUAUGGACCCCAGCGCUUGUUUACAUUACUGGGACAAGUGGCUGCUACGUCUGGAAGAAUAUAAAGAGAAAAAGGAGGAAAAACAAUAGUAACAUAAUGGCUAUAUACAGUAUGCCGUAUAGUAGAAGGCUUUAUCGCAUUUGUGAAUGUAAAGGUCUCGAUCAGGUUAUUUGGAGUGUAAUCUUCGUUAUUGGGAGAGCUGGACUUUUCCGGUGCACUUCUUCCUUCCUCUGUAAUGGAGCUUCUCAGUAGAAAAGUGCGGAAAACCACCUGAUAAAAUAAAAACGAUAAAGUUAGCAGUUAUUAGAUAUUAUGUAAUUAAAUAUCUUACAUUUUUACCAGGUCGUUAGUUUUUUAUUCGAUUAAAGGGAACUGUUUUUUUUUGUUGUUCUUUUUUUUUAAUCUGAAAUAUUAGUAUUGUUAUUGAUCUAAUUGGUACUGAUUAAAUAUGUAAACACUUCAAAAGAUGCUUACUUUAUUCUAAAACAUGCGAGUAUUGGUUUAAUCUCUGUCCGAGACAUCAGUUGACUUGUGGCAUGGUGCCCUGCUGAUACACUGGCCGAAAGGGUAUGGUGUACGUACGUGUACCUUCAUGGGAGUGCAAGGAUCAUCUGCACAAAUACUUGAGUGAUACUGCAUAGAGUGCACAUAGAUAAAUGGUUACAUUCUGCACUAGUGAGUUUUAAUCCGGAAUGGUCAGAUAUGCUAAAUUUCUAGGUGGGCCUGGCUGCUUGGUCAGGUGUUGACAAUUACAAGUCAUGUAUAUUUAGUGCUAAAUUAAUCACCCAUCAUAAUUAUCAAAUUAAAUCCAACACCAUUGCCAUUCAUUGUUAUAUUAUUUAAAAAAAAUACUUAUAUGAUGUGCAGUCAGUGUUGAUUAUAUAAAUACGAAGUUAUCGUAUCAUUAAAAACCUGUUACAUAUCACAGAUUUUCUAAUUGUUGAAUAAUAAACACAAACAUUAAAAUGGCACUCUGAGCAAUGGAGUGUCUUUAAGCUGAUCUCAGAGGUAGAAAUGGUCUGAGAUAUAGAUCUCAGUCCAUUGUUCCAAAGGCCAUCCCUUUGGUAAAGGGUGGCUAAUUUCUGUGUACAUCUGAUGCACUGCAUUGUAGCAAUAAUACAUUUGAAGAAUGAAACUGUGUUUGUUUGUGAUUUGCUUCAAUAAAAAAUGUUGCUAGAAAAGUU
Pseudophryne corroboree (corroboree frog) is the source of this 2351-nucleotide messenger RNA. RefSeq names its product mitochondrial genome maintenance exonuclease 1 (gene MGME1). Gene Ontology annotation, biological process: mitochondrial DNA replication. Lineage: Eukaryota; Metazoa; Chordata; Amphibia; Anura; Myobatrachidae. The record is from RefSeq and is a predicted model, not a curated record. The transcript is spliced from 5 exons. Bases 207 to 1256 code for a protein of 349 amino acids. Gene Ontology annotation, molecular function: single-stranded DNA exodeoxyribonuclease activity. Gene Ontology annotation, cellular component: mitochondrion.